AAUUAUUGAAAGUAUUUAAUAUUUUUGUUAUACAAAAAGAAUUACAUUUAAAAAAGAAACAAUACCGAUGGAAUGGAAGUCGACGAAACGAAAGUCCGGGUGCCUUUAUUAUUCUGGAUACCGAUAUUGUUUUGUGGAGCAUUGUUGUUUUUCGCAGAUGUCUUCGAACAUCAAUUCACCAUUAGAUUUACUAAAUCAUUAUUUAGAAGUGCUUCCUAUGAAGAUCAUUCCUUAGUUGGUUUUACUAUUAACACCCCGGGUUGCAAAAUACCCCACAUGGACCCAUUUGAUAAACACGUCACAACAUUUAUCGAAAAUCUUUCGAAGCCAAAGUGUAACAAUGGAAAGCCUCCACUUUUUGCAUCAAAUUUAACAUCUGUUUUUUUGUUAACGUCUUCUUUGGCAAAUUAUAACAUUACUGAUACAGGUGAUUUGAAAUGCUGUUACGAAACUUUUUGGCGAACAGAACCUAAAAAGGGUCAAUCUGAUAACAAAAUUAAAUACAGUUCUACCUGUUACGGCUUCCAGAACAUCACAAAUAUUACAGAAGAAUUUAUAAAAGUAACUUGUAUAUACGACAAUACUACAAUAUAUAAAGAUACGUUUUCAUUUGUACCUUUAAAAAACACAACCAAGAUUGAAGCUGAUUCUAAAAGAUUAAAUGUCCUCUUAGUAGGUUUAGAUGCUGUAUCUAGGUUAAACUUACAUCGGCAAAUGCUUAAGACUGUAAAAUAUUUACAAGAACAUGAGGCUGUAGAAUUACUAGGAUACAAUAAAGUAGGUGACAAUACUUUUCCCAAUUUAAUGCCUGUUUUAACAGGUUUAUCCGAAGAAGAACUCAAAAAUAAUUGUUGGCCAAGUUCCUCGCACUAUUUUGAUAAUUGUUCGUUUAUAUGGAAUUUGUAUAAGCAGAAAGGAUAUCUCACUGUUUAUGGGGAAGAUUCAUCUUGGAUGGGCCUAUUUAACUACCAAAGAAAGGGUUUCCAGAAACAGACCACAGAUUACGCUUAUAAUUAUUUCAAUAGAUUAAGUGAAGAUUUAAUCGGCAACUCCCAUGUGAUGAACGUAUUUCAAUGUGAGGGGGGUAGACUGGUUUAUAAAGAUUUAUUAGAUUAUAUUUCAAAGUUUGUAAUAACGAUGGAUGAAAAUAGCUUACCCUAUUUUGGGUUCUUCUGGGGAGCAAGUUUAUCUCACGAUAAUCUUAAUAUGCCUAAAGUCGGCGACCAAGAUUAUUAUAUAUUUUUUAAAAAACUUUUAGAAGAAAAACGUUUAGAUAAUACAGUUUUAAUUUUUAUGAGUGAUCAUGGAAUUAGAUGGGGCGACAUCAGACAAACUUUUCAGGGCAGAAUGGAGGAAAGAUUACCAUUCGUAUUUUUAUUACUGCCGAAAUAUUUUCAACACAAGUAUAACACAGCCUAUCAGAACUUAAAAUUAAAUACCAGGAGAUUGACCACUCCGUAUGACUUGCAUGAAACUUUAAUCGAUUUAGCUAAUCCUGAAUUGCUAGUGGAAGAGAAUUUAAAAAACACGAAUGACUCGACUAGAGGUAUCAGUUUUUUCAGAAAAAUUAGCAAGAAUAGGACUUGCGAAGAUGCUUCAAUUGCAAGUCAUUGGUGUACUUGUCAACAAAGUCAAGAAGUGAACAUUACCAGUAAAGUUCUCGAUGCCGCACAUUCUGCAAUAAACAAUAUAAAUGUUCAACUCAGUGGAUAUGCCCAGUGUGCAGAACUUUCCUUAGAAGAAGUACUAAAUGCGAGAUUAAUGCGGCCUCAAAUUCCUGGAUCAAAUAAGAUUUCAGAUUAUAUGUUGACAUUGAGCACAUUACCAAGUAAAGCUAUUUUUGAGGUAACUAUGCGAACGACUGACAAAAAUAACAGUUUCGAAGUGAUAGGUACUAUUAGUAGGUUAAAUCUGUAUGGAAAGCAGAGUUUGUGUAUUACAGAUUUUCAUUUAAAGUUAUACUGUUUUUGUAAAAGUCUACUGUGAUAGGUAAAUUGACAAAGUUUACAUUGAUUUCUUUAUAUGGUACCAAAGGUAUCGUUUAACAGGACCUAAUGAAAGCCUUUGUAGUUUAAGAAGGAAUUGAUUCAUUUUUUACUGGGUAAAAGGAAAACUUAAAAUAUCUUCUUAAUAAAAAAAAUAUUAAAUAUCAAAUUGAACGUGAUAAAAUUGUUGGAUUUAGAUGUUGCUUCGUGUUAAUUUCCACGCAACAAGAGCAUAUUUGAUACAGAAAAUAUGGUGACUAUGAAAAACCCAAGUUGUGCAAUUAAUAUAAAUAUUAUAUUAUAACUAGCGGGAAAGUGUCAUGUCAUUAGCUUCUUCCAUUUUAAAAUCGUGUAAUUAAAAUAUUAGAGGCUUAUUCAAGGAACCCAACGUUUUGAAGAAAUCAGUUUAAUAGGUCCAUUAAAAUUGAUAUUUUAAAAAAAAACUUAAAAAAAAUAUAUUGUUUUUAUAAUAUUUACAACUAUAAAAUUAUAGAAAAUAUGAAAAAGAUUUUGCAGACGAUAAUUUGAAUGUAGUAAAUUGGGUUCUUGAGAUUGCCCCUAUAUUAAAAUGAAAAUAAAAUUUGCCUGACAAGAAAAAUAAAAUUUUAC
Molecule: messenger RNA, 2594 nt
Organism: Psylliodes chrysocephalus
Lineage: Eukaryota; Metazoa; Arthropoda; Insecta; Coleoptera; Chrysomelidae
Source: the annotation of a GenBank genome assembly